Molecule: messenger RNA, 903 nt
Organism: Blumeria graminis f. sp. triticale
Lineage: Eukaryota; Fungi; Ascomycota; Leotiomycetes; Helotiales; Erysiphaceae
Source: the annotation of a GenBank genome assembly
AUGAGCAGUCUACGUCACAUCUUCAGAGGCCAGUCUUUAUGGAUAACCGCCGUAUUCAUGAUACUUUUAAUCUCAGCCCAUGCUUCAUUGAUUGAAGGAAGAAUGGUUGAGUCAACCGAACCUAGAUAUUAUUGUCAAAAGAAAAUAUACCAGUUCAGUGAAGUUGAAUCGGUUCGAGAAGCAGCUUGUAAUGGAUUCAUAUCAAUAAGGAAAGAUUCGAAACGACCCCUUGUUCACACUGAAGAUGAUGAUGAUGAAAAAUUGAUAUAUGAAUGGUUGUUUCCUUUCGCCUUAUCCAAAAAUGCUCAAGGUAAAGAAAGGAAAAAUGUCGAAAGAAUAAUUUUUAAUAAUAGCUGUGAACUCUUAGACGUGCUUUAUUACAAUACACAAACACGUGCAUUUGAGUCUUGUACAAAAGUACCCGAUGUCCCAGCAAUCACAUAUUUUGAGAUGGAAAAUGUUUCGGCUGAGCCUAUCGUUCGUUGCGGAUCAUUAUCAUGGGAACAAACAGAGCUUCAACUUCACUCAACUCGUAACUUACCCCAAUUCAUGAGUGGUUUUGUCGAAGUAAAGGACACAUCUAGUGAAGUUGAUGGUCCAUGGAAGAGGAAAAUUUCGAGCAAACGAGUGGUAAUAAAGGAUAAACCACAAAUUAUCUUCUACGAAAUCAUAAUAGAUAAUCAGAACCAAGUCCGCGGUGUAGUCGUUACUCACAACAUAAGUCGAAAACCAUCUGUAGCUCAUAAUUCUAAUCUUACUACGGGUAAGACGCCAACUCUACAAUCAGCCCAGAAGAAAGGAAUUAUCAGACUCGUUUGCCUGCUCGACAAUACAUUUCCGCUUUUUUCUUCAACACCAAUAUCGACUGUAACUAACCCGAAAAAACGAAAGAAUCGUGAGUAG